AUGUCGGCCUCGAUCCGAGGCGGCUUUCCCCUCUCCUCGUCGACGAACAACCGGCGACGAAGACCGUCGGCUGCGGGCUUGUCGCUCUCGUCGCCUGAUGUACCACAGCUACACUCGAUGCCUACGCGACACGAGUCCCCGCAGACGCAUCCGCCCACUGGAUCGCCGUACAUCCAUCACCACCACCGCGAACCCUCUGGCGGUCCUCCUCUCCAACCCUUGACGCCGCUACACAACCCCGCCACCGCCUCACACACCUCCUCGCACUCGUCCAGCGGCGGCACAACCUCCCCUCACAACCCCUCCGCCUCGUCCCUCUCGCUGACAUCCAUCUCCUCAACCUCGACAACCCACACAACCACAACCGGCAUCUCACGCGCCUCUUCCACGCGCUCGACUUCCUCCGUGCAAGCCGUGCCUAUGCGGAAACCCCAGCGCGCGCCGGCUGUACCGCGGAUCGUGACGAGGGGUAUGAAUGCGUUGGGAGCGUAUGGGGUUGGGCCGGCUAGUGCGGCGCAGAGUCCGACGAGGGGGAGGGGAGAGGGUGCGCCAAUGGGGAUGGGGAUGACGAGCGUGGUUGGAGGGGCAGACGUGAAGGGCAAGGGGAGGUUGGUGGAUAUGGAGGAGGGAGGAGAGUCGAGUGAGGCGGGGAGCGGGAGCGGCGGGGGAGGAGGGGGAAAGAGACCGAGUAUGUUGCAGCGGAGUAGCUGGCGACGGAGAGGGAAAGGCUCGAAUGCGGGUGGAGGAGACGGAUCACUCCCUUCUCCGCUUCCGUCGCCCGUUCACGAGGGAGGAUCCAUCCCGAACUCGCCGGUGGGAGGGAACAGCGACGUCGAACUACCGCCUUUUCGACCGCGCGCAGGAGGGGCGCGGACGGACUCGACGGGAUCAGGAUCGGUUUCGCGCGGUCGAGCCGCAGAUGGGGAGGACACGGGUGCAUCAGCGGCGGCGAGCUGGACGCGCCCGAAGUACGACCGCGCCGACUCGAGCAAGAAGGACGACUUGCCUCGGCUGAGGCGGUCGCAGGAGGAGUCGACUGCGGCGAGUCUGGCGCAGGACCCCGGGCGGGAUGGGUCGCUCAGUCCGUCGCGGGCUGAGGCGAACGGCUCGCCUGACGGUCGACCACCGCCUCCAAAUGCCCACGAACGCCAGACCAGCUCAUCAAGCACCGCCAUGCCCGGCUCGCCUGCCUCCCCUACAACAGGCCGGCGCCCCGACUGGGCUGCAGCAGGCGAAGAACGACGAGGCCGUCCGUUGACGGUCGAGGAACGCCAAGGGUGCAUCGGGAUGACGCCGAAUGCGAUGGGUGUCGUAGGGAAUCGGAGAAGCACGGAGGACUUUGAGUUCGGGGAGGUGCUGGGUGAGGGGAGUUACAGUACUGUAACGCACGUAACGACCGUCCACCCGCCCUACCGGCAAUACGCCCUCAAAGUGCUCGACAAGGAGCACAUCAAGCGCGAGCGCAAGACUAAGUAUGUCCUCAUCGAGCGGGACACGCUCAAGGCGCUGGAUGGACACCCGGGGAUCGUCAAGCUUUGGUGGACGUUUCAGGACGAGUGGAGUUUGUAUUACGUCCUCGAGUUUGCGGAAAAUGGCGAGCUGCUCAAGUGGAUCAAGAAGUACGGCUCGUUCGACCUCCGCUCGGCACGAUAUUACCUCGCGCAGAUUUUGAGCGCGGUCGGCUUCAUGCACGACAAGGGCGUCAUCCACCGCGACCUCAAGCCCGAGAAUAUCCUCCUCGAUCGCAACAUGCGCGUCAAGGUCACCGAUUUCGGGACGGCCAAGCUGCUGAAGAAGGAGGAGAUGGCGGAUGGGCAUCCGCUCGAUGAUCCGAUGGGACGCCCACGCACGCGCUCGUUCGUCGGCACGCCCGAAUACGUCAGCCCCGAGAUCCUCAGCGAAGGGCGCGAAUCGAGCUUCAGCUCCGACUUCUGGGCGCUCGGAUGCGUCCUCUUCCAGAUGCUCGCUGGUCGACCACCGUUCCAGGCGCGAACCGAGUACCUCAUGUUUCAGAAGAUCAUCAACCUCCAGUACGAGUUCCCGCUUGGCUUUCCCGCCGAUGCGAAGGACCUCGUCGAAAAGCUGCUGGUCGUUGACCCGAAGGCGCGACUCGGAGGCGAUCCGGCGAACGGCAACGGCAUUGAGCAAGUCAAGAAUCACCCGUUCUUCACUUCGCACAUUGCGCCCUCGUCGUCUCCUCCCGUCUCGCCCACUCGUACUGCCGACUCUCCUUCGCCGGUCGAAGCGCCCGGCGCCAAGUCGGCUGCGUCGUCAGUAUCGACAGGCGGCCAGCGGACUUCCGGCGAGGAGGAAAAGUCGACGCCCGCUUCUUCCGUUCACGAGCCAUUCUCCGAGCUCUUGUCCAACCCCGCGGCGCAGAAGACACCCGUCGACGCGUUGACUGGUGCGACCGCCGACCUUGCGCUCAGCACGCCGCAACAGACCCCGCCCAUGACUUCGACGCCGCAGCCCAAGCUCGCCACGCCCGAAGACUCCUUCGUCGCUCAUACUCCUCAUCCUCUUGACGCGCCCAUCGACUGGUCGACAAUCUGGGUCGUCGAGCCUCCGCCGAUCAAGACCGGCUUGACGCCUCCCGCUCCGACCAUCCGCGGCGAGUUUGUGCUUCUCGGCGGGAACGAGGGCGCAGACUCGUCGCAGGCGCCGUCGACGACGGGCACAGGCCUCACUGGCGGACGGUCGUACGCAGAGUCGGGUGUUCAGCGCGACGAGGAUGCCGAGUCGGACUUUGGUGAGCGCGGGUCGGUCAGCGAGGAGGACGACGGCGACGAGGUCGGCAGCAGCCCGACGAGCGCCACUGGUGGCGAGAGGCCAGCAUCGGGCGCCGGCAUCGGCAAAUGGGCCGGCGUGCUCCUCCCGUCCGAGACGAUUCUCAUGCUCUCGCCCGUCCUCCAGAAACCGUCCUCUUCCGCCGCAGCCGCCCGGACGGCCAUCCUCUCUCGCAGCUCGCGCAUCAAGCUCCCUCGCAACCCUCUCACCCUCAUCUCGUCCUCCGCCUCCGCCCCGCCCUCGACCCAGCCCUCGCCGCAGAAUGGCACGAUCCCGCUCCCUUCUCCCUCUUCUGGUGGCUCCGCUUCUUCCGUCAACCCGCUCGGCGCAGCGGCCGUCGCAGCAGCCAACUCUCCUCCGACGACACCUCCCGGCUCGAAGCCCCGCACGCUCAUCCUGACCGACUACCCUCGCCUGCUCUGCAUCAAGGAGACGCCCGAGCGCAUCACCGUCAAGAGCGAGGUCUUUCUCGGUAGUGCCUUGCGGGGCGGCAUCAAGAAGGAAUGCGCGAGCGCGUUCGUCGCCGUCGAGCCGAGCAGCAAAGACAGCCGGGGCUUUACCGUCAAGACUUCCGCCCGCAACUACAAGUACGAGGAGCCGUACGGCCAAGCCUCGCGCUGGAUCCACGAGCUCCGCGAGGCGCACCAGACCGGCCUCCUUGUACCCUCGACCCAGCGGUAG
Rhodotorula toruloides NP11 is the source of this 3468-nucleotide messenger RNA. Its product is annotated as 3-phosphoinositide dependent protein kinase-1. Gene Ontology annotation, molecular function: protein serine/threonine kinase activity; ATP binding. The transcript has 8 exons. The record is from RefSeq and is a predicted model, not a curated record. Lineage: Eukaryota; Fungi; Basidiomycota; Microbotryomycetes; Sporidiobolales; Sporidiobolaceae. Gene Ontology annotation, biological process: peptidyl-serine phosphorylation; intracellular signal transduction. Bases 1 to 3468 code for a protein of 1155 amino acids.